Messenger RNA from Ostrea edulis (European flat oyster), 5087 nucleotides. RefSeq lists its product as uncharacterized. Bases 3343 to 4047 code for a protein of 234 amino acids. The record is from RefSeq and is a predicted model, not a curated record. The transcript has 2 exons. Lineage: Eukaryota; Metazoa; Mollusca; Bivalvia; Ostreida; Ostreidae.
UUCCGGAAUUUUCUUAUUUGCUCGUUUUGCAGUUGUUAGUUUUUUAUUUAGAAUCACUGCUUUUCCCGCAAACACGCUGUGUGAAGUUUUUUAGUUUUUCGAGCUAUCAAGAGCCAAAGAUAUUUCACCCUCUCAGGAGGAGGCAGAAUAAAUUUGGAACAUUAAAACCAGAUCUUAUUAUUGCAUAAGCAAACUGAGCAACUUUGUGGAAUAUAUCUAUUUGACAGUGAUAUACAUAGGGGAAAGACAUAAUUCAAUAUAAAUCCAAAAGCGAAUGAAGUGGAUUGGAAAGCGAUUGGUAUGUCUAUUAAUUUCGUUUUUGGAGGGUUUAAUGCUGCUUUUGAACAUCUUUUCAAAAGAGAUUUUACAUUACGAAUCUAAAUUUGAGAGGUUCUGUUUCAAUUCACCGACUGGACAGUCUAGCCCUACACAUAAUACUGCGCAUAUUAUUUUCCCCUUUGGGUUUUAGAGGUACAUAUAUAUAAUCAUCCCUGCCAAAACAGUUUUGUUCUAUUUCAUAGGACUGCCACGGUGGCUUAUAGGUUAGAGCUGUAGUGAUUUGGGGGGUGGGUGGGUGGAUUUUUGGUAUUUCUGGUCGGGCUCGGAGUUCUCUGAGCCUGCAUGUGCAAUUGUCUCGCUCUUACCCGCGAACUCUAAGGAGACCAGAUGUGCUUUAGAGAGUGCAGCACUAUAGUUCGCAUAUUCGUUGACCCUUUGUAAGUUGUUCUGUUUAUUGGCUAAUAUAUGUGUUUCUAAGUGUUUUCCGGUGUUUUUGUGUGUAAGAAAUCGCUUCAUUGGCGUCGCCGGUAAGAUAUUUUGCCCACCUGCGCCGCGGAUCAUAGCUGGGGCCGCGUGGUCGCCAUUUUGAAUUGCUAGAAUUAGGCUAGUUUUGUUAACUGAUCAAUUUGUGCAUUGUUUCGUAUCGAUAGGGAAUCGACAGUGAUUUUUAUUAUGCAAUUGUAUUUGAUUAGUUUGUUAUAUGUUAAUUGCUGUUAUAAAAUUUAGAAAUUCAUUUCAAAAUUAAGGAUUAUCUCCCUCAUGCAUAGCUCUUAUCCUUGGACGAAUUUGGCUCCGCUUUUUGGCACGCUGUUUUUGGCUAUAUUUGGCUCUAAAACUUCAUAGUUAUUUCGGAUUUCAAACAUUUCGGUUGAGCAUCACUGAAGAGACAUUUGUCGAAAUGCGCAUUUGGUGCAUCAAAAUUGGUACCGUAUAAGUUUUACAUGUAGAUUGUGAUAGCUGUGUGGCAGCAGGCCUAGGUUCAUUAGGUGCUAUAUUGUUUACAUUGCAUUGUUGUGUGUAUUGCGUGCUAGUCAGGUAGGUGAGUAGAUAUGGAACGGAAACAGUGGUCGUUUGGUCGAGGUAGGGGAAGUCCCGGGUUGUUGAGUGGUAUGGGUGCCCUGGGGGGAGUGGGCUAGGCCGGGUGGCACAGCAGGGGCCCAGGGGCAGCGUGCAGACAGCGUGGGGGGUUCAGCACCUGACAGGAUGGAUCAGCUGUUUGGCUUUAUCACACCUUUUAGACCGCCAGUGUACAGUACCCCGGAGGUACGUGGGGGUAUAGCUGCAAUAAUGUAGCCCUAUCCAAUUUUUUUUUAAUUCUGACGUUUUCGGGAUAGGGCUACAAUUCCAUAGGAUCUCCGUAAUGGUGCAAAAUAAUUUUAUGAAUAACCGAUAAUAAACUCUGUGUAUUGGUCCCAAAUGUUGUUUACACCAAAAGGAGUACCACCUUUGUGGUCGGGCAUGUCUAAUAAAGGUGUUUUUCAUUAAAUAUAAUGUACAAUAUGCAAAAUUCUUCGUCUGCUUCGCUAUGCUUGUUAUCGUGAGAUCUCGUAGGUGGAUCUAAUGAAAAACCUAAAGAUUGACAAUCAGCGCGAAAAUGUAGUUACUCGAGCCACUUCGACAAAGAAAGGAAAAUCAUAUUGUUGCAGAAAGAAUUUACACUCUGCUGUUCGCUUUUUAACUUUAUAUUAACUUCAAACCUUUUCAAUACCGACGAAAUAGCUUUCGCCUCCAUACUUGUCCAUUGAUGUAAACACUUCCUUAUAUGGCAUAUGCAAAUGACUUGACAAUCGGAAGUUUAUACUUCAGUACAUCAAACAUAUAUGAAUCGAGAAAUUGGAAUUUAUCGAAAUUGUUGAAAACGGUAGAAUAGAGCCUCACAAAUCUAAAGUUGCAGGUUGUAAAUUUAUAUAUUGACUAAGAAACAUAGAAUAUCAUUUUAUUUACAUAAAGAAAGUCAGGAAAUGUUUAGAAUGAGCGGAAAUGUUGCACCAUUACGGAGAUCCUAAGGAGUUGUAGCCCUCUCCCCCCUCCCCCCAAAAGAAUCAGAGAGGGCUACAUUAUUGCAGCUAGUGGGGGUAAGGUUACUACAUUACUGGGAGAAGUUGAUAUGUCCUUGACCUAGGGGUUACUAGGUAUCCCGCAAGGGUCGAUAGCAGCAAUGUUGGAGGUAGACAAAGGUCAGGGUAUGCACCAGGGGACGAGGAGGUCCUGGCUAGGUUAGAUGCCGUGGAGGCUAGGUUCGAAUCUAAGCCGACACAGUUGCUGGAUGGGUUGUUGGGUUCCUUAGGGAGUAGGUACUCCCAGGGACCAGUUCCCAGGGAGGACCACUGUAGUGGGGGAUCCCCCGUUGGGAACUCAGCUGCACAGCCCAUUCAAGCUGGUGACAGUGGGGGUAUAGGUAUCCCCAGUAUGGCAAGCAUACCAAGUGAUAUCCAGUUCAUUUCGUCCUAUGGGGGAACAGCAUUGUCCCAGGGUGGUCAUUCUGGGAAAUCGGGAACAGGUAUCCCAAUGUACAGUGGAGGCGGUGGUGGUAACCCCAGAGAAAUAUCACACAGGGAGGGUGGCAGUUGGGGAAGUAGGGCCAGCCAUACCUCAGAUCUCACUGGUGGUGUAGGGCAGUUGCGCCAAAGUAGGGGAGCAGUCCCUUGGGGGGGGGGGAGCCCUUGUAUACAUGUAGCAAUGAUAGCCCAUAUACCUCAAGUGUGUAUGGUGUUGCCCAGAUUUAUAGGAGAUAUGUAAACCCAGUAAGUAGGGAAUCCCCCGUGACACAAGGCCACUCAUCUAAUUCCCAGGAACAAUGUAGACAGGAGUAUGCAUUUUGGUCGCUCGCCAGUCAGAUAGGGAAUUAGACAUAGCAGUUCAAGGUCGAGAUAUCCACUGGUUAGGCAUAUCAGUACAGAAGACUGUAGAGAUGGUCCCAAGUUGUCUAGUCAGGGUGUGUUAUUUGAUCGAUCUCCAGGGACCGGGGCUCAAAAUAGGUCGGGGCUAGUGCUCUGUAAACCCUUAUUAGGUAGCUGCAGUCCAGCAGGGUCAGCAGUCGACAGUGCAUGCCAUGAGGUCAGAAUGCCAGUGAAACCGAGUAGUGGUGUGUCUGUGGUGGGCAGUAGUGUUUUGAUGUCGACGGGUGUGGUUGUUCAAAGGGCCCGGAGUGAAGUAGGGGUCAGGGACACAGGGUCGGCGCAGACAGGGGUGCUGCAAGGCCCAGAUGAGAAGUUAUGUGGUUGGCCGGAGGACACUGAGACAGGUGUUAGUCACCAGGAUGGUGGGCUUAAAAACAAUAGGGAAAGUGUCGUUUGCCAUAGUGAUUUGACUUCUCGGGGUAGCUCUGGGUGUUCUCUGGGUUUUGAUGUUGACAUGGCGGUUGAUGUGUUCUGCGAUGUGGAUGAUGAUCCUUCCACAGUGUCCGAGGGUUUGGAUGGUGACGAUGGUUUUGUCACUGAUGUUGAGUUGGAGUGUCUGGUUGAGGCACAGUCUGAUGCUCCGCCUGGUGUGAUCGGUAUCUCGUGCCUCUCAGCUCAUGAUCAGUUCGGUUUGAGUGGUCGGAUUAGUAGUGCUGGACAGCGGGAUAUUGAGGUGACAUGGGCUCUGGUCUUGCAUUCAGUUGAUGGCCAGUUCUCGGAUGCAGAGGACGAGUCUUGGGGCGAGAAUAUAGUCAAGUGUCAUGUUGGUGAGUCUGGAUUGUUCCAGGUGGGGUUCGAUGCAUGCACGGAGGUUUGUGAUGAGGGCUGUGUUGGUAUUCCAUGCAAGAGUGAAAGCAUGCAGGCCUGAGUUGUAGUGGUAGAGACGGUUGUUGAGCGGCAGUCUAAUCAUUACAAAUCCCCCAGUCAUGAUUGAAGCAGUGGCCUAUCAGUUCCCAGGGGAGUGUGUCCCCAAGGCACCUGACAAAUGUACCAUUAUGUGUUGGUCUGAUGGUGGGUGUGUUGUGUCUGCGUCUCAUGGAGAUGUCCCCGCGGAUGCGGGGAUUGUGGCUCUGUCCGGUUCGACCUGGUGGGAUUGUAGUGUUCCUUCUCUGACUGAGAGACUUCUUCCUGAUAAAUGUCUAAGCAAUGAACGGAAUAGGUUGCUUGUGGCUUCGCGAGUUUCCAUUGGUCGUGGGGUGAUGGUUAUGCAUCCCAGGUUCAACUGACAGUGAACCAGGGACAACCCAGGAUUUUUUCAUCGCAAGGGGUUACGAAAGAAAGUUGAUGAGUUGUGUGAGUUGUGUGAACUCCUCCAUGCACACAGUACCCCGAAAUGCGGGGAAGGGUAGAUUAGUCUGCAGUAACCCAGCCGUUUUCGGGCAGGGAUAUUUCCUUGUGGUGUUUCUGGAUCUGAUGACCUGGAAGGUGUGAUGUGCCGCGUUCGAUGUCCAAGAUGGUACCUGUCCUUGACGUUUUCAUGUGGAAAGUUCGUGACUCUGUGAUGUGACUUUCCUGUUACUGGAUUUUCUGUGAUGCGUUGUGUGACCGUGACUUUCUGUGUUGUGAACUUAUUGGACUGCUAAAGUGCUAUGAUUUUAUAGAGUAAAGUUUAUCAUACUGUAAAUCAUAGGUUUAAUUAAUUCAUUUAUUUGUAUGUAUCUAUUGUAAGCUACAGUGCUGCAGGUUUAACUUAUCGGAAUUGGUACAUUCCUCCUCAAAAGGGUUGGGGGUGUAGUGAUUUGGGGUGUGUGUGGAUUUUUGGUAUUUCUGGUCGGGCUCGGAGUUCUCUGAGCCUGCACGUGCAAUUGUCUCGCUCUUACCCGCGAACUCUAAGGAGACCAGAUGUGCUUUAGAGAGUGCAGCACUAUAGUUCGCAUAUUCGUUGACCCUUUGUAAGUUGUUCUGUUU